Messenger RNA from Drosophila sulfurigaster albostrigata, 2203 nucleotides. RefSeq names its product lactosylceramide 4-alpha-galactosyltransferase-like. Gene Ontology annotation, biological process: glycosphingolipid biosynthetic process. The transcript is spliced from 4 exons. Gene Ontology annotation, molecular function: alpha-1,4-N-acetylgalactosaminyltransferase activity. Bases 493 to 1671 code for a protein of 392 amino acids. Lineage: Eukaryota; Metazoa; Arthropoda; Insecta; Diptera; Drosophilidae. The record is from RefSeq and is a predicted model, not a curated record.
UUUAGUUGACCAUUUCUCACCUCAAAUGGUUGUUUAAAAUGAAACGUUACAUUUAUUUUCACAAUGUAUUAGCAAUGUAAACAUAUCUUCAAUUUAUAUAAUAAGUUCAAAUACAUAAGUUGUGCAUUGUAUUUUUCAAACACAGUGCAUAUAGCUGGAUACAUUCUAGUUAACACAGCUGUUUCAUGUUUUUAUAUAGUUUCGCAAUAAAAAUAUAAUCAACAACAGACCUGCCAACUCAAAAAAAAAAAGAACUAGCUCGAAAUGUUUAGCCCGCAUGUUUAAAUUGAUCUCUACUCUUUACAUUUUGUACAAUGUAUAUUCCAUGAAUACUGGCCGUAGAAAAGUGUUCCUUUUGAUAAGAAAAAUACAUUGAUUGAAAUGAAGAUACACUGAGCAUGUUCGCAAAAGAAAAACACCCGAUAUCAACCGAAGGUUGCCGUACGAUGUUAUAAUGUAUAGGGGCAUUAAAAGCAAACGAACGAACAGCACAUGUUCAUUACUCUAAAUGAGCUCGAGUUCCCAAGUCAUACAGUCUUCCGCCUCAGUAUGUUUCAGACCCCAAUAAAAUUACCAGUGUUCUUACCAAAAAUUCUACAACGAGUAUUAUUCUGCCUGAUUGCCGGUGGGAUAAUGUUGUUAUUUGUGGCAUCCCCAACUGAUGACAAUGAUAUGCCAGCCAACUUUAAGCCGUUUCCAUGUUUUAUGGAUGCAGACGAUGAGAAUACAGAUGAUAGCAUCAUAAGACUGGACGAUGUGCUCCGUGCAGAUGUAAAACCCACACAAGGGAAAAACAUAUUCUUCCACGAGACGAGUUGUCAUCCGCCAGGAUCGAAGUACAUCAUGAACUUGACAGCCAGACAGGCGUGUUCCAUUGAAUCGGCAGCAUUGCACAAUCCAAACUUUGGGGUAUUCGUGCUCUUUGCAAGUCCCACCUAUCUACCUGGAGCUGAAAGUCCGAAGUUACCACUGAUUGAGGCUCUUCAAAGCUACAAGAAUGUGCAUCUGCGUCAAUUGAAUAUUUGGCGGUAUGCGAAGGGCACACCAGCCGAGGAAUGGGUCAAUAAAGGAGAUCUGUUUGAUUCAAGCUAUUUAAAGGAACACGUAUCGGAUUAUCUGCGUAUAUUGAGCCUCUAUCGCUUUGGCGGAAUCUACUUGGACAUUGAUGUUGUCGUAUUGCGUACCAUGGAAAAUAUUCCAUUGAACUAUGUGGGAGCAGAGGAGCCUGGUGCGCUAUGCAAUGCAGUCUUUAGUCUGGAUUCCACGGGCAUAGGACACGAGAUUGCCGAACUAUGCUUAAACGACUUUCAAGAAAAUUUCAAUGGACAAGGCUACAUCUCUAAUGGACCCAGUUUAGUUAUGAGAAUGACAAAACAAGUUUGCAACUCAACAUCGAUCGAGGAAAUUGUGGCAGAGCAGAGAAAUUGUAACGGUUUUCGAGUAUUCAAUACGACGGCAUUUUAUCCGAUUCCUUGGCCAGCAUGGCGUCGAUUCGUUGAGCCGCAAUAUCUCAAUGAAACAUUAGAACAGACAAAGGAUUCGUAUUUAAUACAUUUGUGGAAUAAGGUAUCGAAGGAGCUGAAAUUUAAAAAGGGCGAUGACACUGCCUACGGAAAGUAUGCUCAAGAACACUGUCCCAAGGUCAAUGCGGCAGCUGACGAAUACUUUUAAAUAUCUAUAAGUACCGAAUAUUCUUAAUUGUGUGUAGUUACUACGUAGGAAAACACUUAUGACGAGCAGUAGAAGUUCAAACGUGGCCGGCAAAUAUUAUUUGACAAUUUCUCACCUUAAAUGGCCAUUGCCAUUAGUUAAUUAAUUUAUCUUAAUUUCCCUAUUUUAAAAUGUCUAAUCGUUUGCAACGGUAACACAUUUUAAUGUUUGACUAAUAUAAAUAACUAUUUGGUUAUUUAAUGUCACUUAAGAACUCAACUUUAUUAGUUUUGCGCGCAUUGCAAGUUAAGCUUAUACACGCCUUAUAAUUUACUCCUAAUACUGUUACUCAAUAGCUCUGUUAACUCCACACGCAAAUGUUACAGUAUUCUUCACGGGAACUGUGACUGAGCUCACUAAAAUACUAAUGUGAUAAUGUGAUGUGGCCAUUGAAAUUUGUAUGAAAAGACUUAAACCUUUCUGAAAUGAAUAUAUUUUACAAUUAUUACACAUCCAUUGUUGAAAUUAAAAAUAUGUAUUGAGUACAUGGUAU